Hyla sarda is the source of this 1423-nucleotide messenger RNA. It is a transcript of the gene GNPDA2, whose product is annotated as glucosamine-6-phosphate deaminase 2. Gene Ontology annotation, biological process: D-glucosamine catabolic process; N-acetylneuraminate catabolic process; carbohydrate metabolic process. The transcript has 7 exons. The coding region runs from base 177 to 1004 and encodes 275 amino acids. Gene Ontology annotation, molecular function: glucosamine-6-phosphate deaminase activity; identical protein binding. The record is from RefSeq and is a predicted model, not a curated record. Gene Ontology annotation, cellular component: cytoplasm. Lineage: Eukaryota; Metazoa; Chordata; Amphibia; Anura; Hylidae.
GUGGUUGCUGGAGCUGCGGUGGAGGGAGACUGGCGAACAAGUUGGUGGGUUGUGAGGGGAGAGGUGUCUGUGUGACUGAGCUCCGGCCUAUACUGCCUGUGACCCGAGACACCCGUGCUGUCAUCCUCUCAGAUUGUUAGCCAUAUGCUGUCGGGUCAGAACUUCUCAUCACAAUCAUGAGGCUGGUAAUUCUGGAUGACUAUUCCCUGGCAAGUGAGUGGGCAGCAAAAUACAUAAGUAAUCGUAUCAUCAAGUUUAACCCUGGACCAGACAAUUAUUUUACACUUGGACUACCCACAGGCAGCACACCAUCCGGAUGUUACAAGAAACUUAUUGAGUAUCACAAACGUGGAGACCUUUCAUUUAAAUAUGUGAAGACCUUUAAUAUGGAUGAAUAUGUAGGAUUACCUAGGGACCACCCUGAGAGCUAUCAUUCAUACAUGUGGAAUAAUUUCUUCAAGCACAUAGAUAUAGAUCCCAAUAAUGCUCACAUCCUGGAUGGGAAUGCUGAUGACCUGCAAGCUGAAUGUGAGGAAUUUGAGAGGAAAAUCAAAGAAGCUGGUGGCAUCGAGCUAUUUGUUGGAGGUAUUGGUCCAGAUGGUCAUAUUGCUUUCAACGAGCCAGGUUCCAGUCUGGUAUCCCGAACUAGACUAAAGACCUUAGCAAUGGACACGAUUUUGGCAAAUGCCAAAUAUUUUGAUAAUGACCUUUCCAAAGUCCCAACAAUGGCUUUAACAGUUGGCGUUGGUACGGUAAUGGAUGCCAAAGAGGUGAUGAUCCUCAUUACUGGAGCCCACAAAGCUUUUGCUUUAUAUAAAGCUAUAGAGGAAGGUGUGAAUCAUAUGUGGACAGUGUCAGCUUUUCAACAACAUCCUCGCACUAUAUUUGUCUGUGAUGAAGAUGCUACAUUAGAACUUAGAGUCAAAACGGUGAAGUAUUUUAAAGGUUUAAUGCAUGUACAUAAUAAACUGGUGGAACCACUGCAUAGCAUGAAGAAGAACUGACACGGUGUGUAUGCGGUGGAUGACGCAGCGGCUAUGCACUCUUACUGUAACCUGGUCUGCAAAACAAGUACUGUAUUCUCAAGGUCCAAGUUCUGCUUUAGCCAUGUAACAUUCCAUACUACGCAGGAUCGGUUUUAUAGAUGACCUAACCAUUCUCUGAACCUAUAAGGCUCAGCAAACGUUGCCUUCUUAUUGUCUAAUGCAAAUAUAUUGCUACUUACAAAUGUACUGAUCUGCAGUUACUGCUGGAAGAGUUUUGCUUUCUGGUCCUGUAUAUAUCCAGUGAAUGUUCGCAAUGGGAGUGGCUUAGCACUUAGAUGUGUACAUUAAAUUCAGAAAAUUUAGUUCGGAACGCUGGGUGCAGGCUUCGUGGGUCGCCACGCCUCCCUGUGACAUCACGCCCCGCCCUUUCAAUGCUA